Molecule: messenger RNA, 780 nt
Organism: Diachasmimorpha longicaudata
Lineage: Eukaryota; Metazoa; Arthropoda; Insecta; Hymenoptera; Braconidae
Exons: 2
Coding region: 85-684 (199 amino acids)
Source: RefSeq, a predicted model, not a curated record
GGCUCUAAAAUCCUGAAAGUCAAUAAUAAAAAAACAAGUGAAAUCGUGCAAGUGAGCACAGAGGAAAAAAAGUUGUGGAUUAAUAUGCUAGAACAAGAUCUUGAUUUAUUCAAUCAAGUGAACUACAUUGAUAAGAAAAAGGAUCUGAAAAAAAUACAGGCUCGCGAAAAACGUUUAAAACUCGCGGAAAAAAAGAAGGCCGACUUUAUCGCUCGCGAAAAACGUCGCGAACUAGCUAAGGAAAAACAAAGACAAUUUAGAGCUCGCGAAUCAGAAAAAAAUCGAUCCAAGGACAACACAUCGAAGGAUAUCAUCCCUGAGCCCAUGAUGGAAUUGGAUUCAUCGAUCGAGAUCAUUCCCAGCACUCCAUCAGUCAUCAAUUUAAUCCUGGAACGCGAGGGUGAAGAUGCUCAGCAUGGAUCAUUGAAUUUCGCGACCUCAACCCCGAAAAAACCGCGAAAAACUAUCGAGGAAAUCGAGGCCGUUCUAGUCGCGUUGGGCGCGAAUCUAGAACAAAGGAAUCGCGAGGACGAUUACGAAGGGCGAUGGGCUCCAACGCAGCGCCAAAAAGAGCUUGAUCAAAUUGCGAUGCAAUUGGAUCAAAGCGGGGAUGAUGAUGAUGAAGGAUUGGUCAUCCAGAGUCUUGAUUUCACCCCGUUAUCACCCAGUAACCGUUCGGCUUAAAAAUUUAUUAAACAUUUUUGUAUUUUUUUGGAUAGCUGAAAUAAAAGUCAUACAUUUUAUUGCAUUACCUGUGAGUCUUGACUUUUUUUUAUUGCU